Hyaloscypha bicolor E is the source of this 1006-nucleotide messenger RNA. RefSeq lists its product as uncharacterized. Lineage: Eukaryota; Fungi; Ascomycota; Leotiomycetes; Helotiales; Hyaloscyphaceae. The record is from RefSeq and is a predicted model, not a curated record. The coding region runs from base 138 to 656 and encodes 172 amino acids. The transcript has 2 exons.
CGGAAAAUUCUACCGUGCCCGGGGAUCUGGUGGGGCGACACCUCAGGUUGGGCGAAUUCGUAGUCUGAGUUGGAAUUUGGUGAUCUUCGACCCUUGCCCGCCAAUGUGCGAGUGCAUCGAAUUGGCAUGGCCUCAUCAUGUUGAAGCCGCAGCACCAGAAUGCGGGCGUGGGCGUGACGUGGCGAGCGUAUCAGCCAGAGCAGAAAUUUUUGUCCUCGGUGGCUGGCACCUCGGGCUACUCUAUGGCUGUCUCAGCCCGCCGGACCUAUGUGCGCUGCGAUUUUAUGAUGCUGUAUAACCACACUCCGUACACCGCCCCCUCACAGCCUUCCAGCCUUGUGAAGAGGACUCUUCGUAGUCCUGAUGUCAAACCAAUGAUAUCAUUUCUCCCUUCCAUUGCGAAGCGGCCCGCUCUCUCCAGCAUGGGACGGGACGAGAUGAAAGUCGGCUAUCGGGACAAUUCUGUCGAUAUCGGUAGCAAGGAGGCUCUGGUGACAUUGUCUCGCUGUGAUCAAAUGUUUUCCGUGGGGUCUGUUACUGGAGCCUCGUCUCUCGCUGCUAGAGAUGCAGGCGCCAAUUUAUACAAAAUCAUUGACCACUCGUUCGAAAGUUUCAGCGAGAAAGUGCAACCCGCUGUCUGUCCAUUGUUUAGCUAGUUAUCACUCUCGUCAUAACUCGUUGAAACUAGCCAGAUGUCUGAUAAUCAACGUGAACCACUUGACUCUGCUGGCAGCAGUGACUCUGGCAUGGACUCGCCAGGUAACACAGCCGAAGCGUCUACAUUGACCGACCCUUCAUCACCAGAGAUGGAAGAGACAUUCUCGGCACCACCACGAACCAAUACAAACGCUUCUUCUAUUGUCGACAAAGCUCGGGCCAAGCAAUAUAUUCUGUCAUUCGACGGUGGAGGCAUACGUGGAUAUUCGAGUCUUCUGAUUGUCAGGUCCUUGAUGGAUCACAUUGCAAGGAUCGAGCAAGAGCCACCUGUGGCGCCAUCGAGCUUUAC